UUGUUAAAAAAACAAUUUUUUUUAGACAUAUUGUUGUCUGUAUAUAUAUGCUUAGCUAGGUGCAGAGACAUAUACUUUCCCCGCGCAAGUGCAGAGACAUAUACUUUCCUUUCGCGGCAUUGUUCUCUUCAACUCGCCACCAUGACAGACGGUCAUCUCUUCAACAAUAUUACCCUCGGCGGCCGCGGUGGCACGAAUCCGGGGCAGAUAAAAAUAUAUUCUGGUGGGAUUGUAUGGAAGAGACAAGGAGGUGGUAAAUCGAUUGAUGUUGAUAAGUCGGAUAUAAUGGGUGUGACAUGGAUGAAGGUUCCAAAGACUAAUCAACUUGGUGUUCAGAUUAAAGAUGGGCUGUUCUACAAAUUCACUGGUUUUCGUGAUCAGGAUGUUGUAAGCUUGGCCAAUUAUUUCCAAAACACCUUUGGCAUAACUGUUGAGGAGAAGCAACUUUCUGUUACUGGGCGCAAUUGGGGAGAAGUUGACCUAAAUGGAAAUAUGCUGGCUUUCAUGGUUGGUUCAAAGCAAGCUUUUGAGGUGUCUUUAGCAGAUGUCUCUCAAACAAACCUUCAAGGAAAAAAUGAUGUGAUAUUGGAGUUUCAUGUGGAUGACACAACUGGAGCAAAUGAGAAAGAUUCUUUGAUGGAGAUGAGUUUCCACAUACCAAGUUCCAACACCCAGUUUGUUGGUGAUGAAAAUCACCCUUCUGCUCAGGUUUUCCGUGAUAGAAUAAUGUCUAUGGCUGAUGUUGGUGCUGGAGGAGAAGAUGCCGUUGUUACGUUUGAUGGUAUUGCAAUCCUUACACCAAGAGGACGAUACAGUGUUGAGUUACACCUGUCAUUCUUGCGACUUCAAGGACAGGCUAACGAUUUCAAAAUCCAGUACAGCAGUGUGGUUCGCCUAUUUUUACUUCCUAAGUCUAAUCAGCCGCAUACCUUUGUCAUUAUUAGUCUUGAUCCCCCUAUUCGGAAGGGACAAACUUUGUACCCUCACAUAGUGAUGCAGUUUGAAACUGAUACUGUGGUCGAUAGUGAAUUGGCAAUAAGUGAAGAUCUUUAUAACUCAAAAUACAAAGACAAGUUGGAGCUGUCUUACAAGGGGCUUAUCCAUGAAGUAUUCACCACAGUAUUACGUGGUUUGUCUGGGGGCAAAGUUACUAAGCCUGGAAAAUUUAGGAGUUGUCAAGAUGGUUAUGCAGUGAAAUCAUCUUUGAAAGCUGAAGAUGGAAUUCUGUAUCCCCUUGAGAAGAGCUUCUUCUUUCUACCUAAACCUCCCACUCUUAUUCUUCAUGAAGAGAUUGACUAUGUGGAAUUUGAGAGACAUGCUGCUGGUGGUUCAAACAUGCAUUAUUUUGACCUUCUUAUCAGACUAAAAUCUGAGCAAGAGCAUCUCUUCCGUAAUAUUCAGAGAAAUGAGUACCACAAUUUGUAUGGUUUUAUAAGUUCGAAGGGCUUGAAAAUUAUGAAUUUAGCUGAUGCCCAACCAGCUGUUGGUGGUGUGGCUAAGGUUCUUGAGAAUGAUGACGAUGAUGCUGUUGAUCCACAUCUUGAGCGCAUCAGAAAUGAAGCUGGUGGAGAUGAAAGUGACGAGGAGGAUUCAGAUUUUGUUAUCGACAAGGAUGAUGGAGGUUCUCCUACUGAUGAUUCUGGUGCAGAUGACUCUGAUGCCAGCCAAAGUGGUGGUGAGACGGAGAAGCCUGCCAAGAAGGAACCAAAGAAGGACUUGUCUUCUAAGGCGUCUAGUUCUAAGAAGAGAUCAAAAGAUGCUGAUGUUGAUGGAGUAAAGAAGAAACAGAAGAAGAAAAAGGACCCAAAUGCACCUAAGAGGGCACUGUCUGGUUUCAUGUUCUUUUCUCAAAUGGAAAGAGAGAAUCUAAAGAAAACUAAUCCUGGAAUUUCAUUUACGGAUGUGGGAAGAGUACUCGGAGAGAAAUGGAAAAACCUGUCAGCGGAGGAGAAGGAACCUUACGAGGCAAAAGCCCAAGCGGAUAAAAAGCGUUACAAGGAUGAGAUUAGUGGCUACAAGAAUCCUCAACCUUUGAAUAUUGAUUCUGGAAAUGAGUCUGACAGUGCCUAAGGCUGGCUUAAUAUUGACAGCAAUCCCUACUGCUUGACUGCAGUUUCAUAGUUAUACUUUGUUGUAAUGGUAAAAAGACAAUUUUAUGGCAAAUCUGUUGUAAAUGAUUUGGCUGAGUGUUUAUGUCUCCGGAUUCCAACGGCUGUUUAUGUGCUUAAUAUAGUUAAAGAUCUGUAUUUGUAA
Messenger RNA from Lathyrus oleraceus (garden pea), 2253 nucleotides. RefSeq names its product FACT complex subunit SSRP1. NCBI's taxonomy places the organism in Eukaryota, Viridiplantae, Streptophyta, Magnoliopsida, Fabales, Fabaceae. Gene Ontology annotation, cellular component: nucleus; FACT complex. Gene Ontology annotation, molecular function: DNA binding; nucleosome binding; histone binding. The record is from RefSeq and is a predicted model, not a curated record. The coding region runs from base 142 to 2070 and encodes 642 amino acids. The transcript is spliced from 16 exons.